AUGAGGACCAACUUUAUUAAGUGCAGUAAUUUAUUCCAAAGCAAGAGUCGUAGGACGUGUAUUUUAACAAAAAUGAGUAGAAAAGAAGGUUCUAAAAUUCUGGAGUACUCUGAAACAUGCAAUUUGACUUUGGGUCCAGACCCCCUCGUGAAAUUUGACGUUGAUGAUGCUUUUAACCUAGGUAUAAUGGCUAGAUCUUUGAUUCUAGAAAAAAUAAGAGAAGAUGGAUAUGUCAUCGAAAUUUGUUCGGCAGAUGACCAUUGUCUGUUUCGUUGUUGUACUUCUUCUGAUACCACAGUGGGCAAUGACUGGAGGCUAGAGCUAAAGAGACAAGCCGCAUUGAAGCAUAGAAAUUCAAGUUUCGAGCUGCAAAAAAGGAUUGGAAGUUAUAUGAACAGCAAGCUUAUCAAGAGUACAAGGGCCUAUCUGCUCGAAAACAAACAUACUGUUAUUACCGAAGGAGCAGUAUUAAUUUUUGUGAAGGGUGUGUCAUUCCCUGUUGGUUGUUUCGCUAUUGACAAAAGGGAUCCCUGUUUCAGAAUAGAACAUAUCGCCAAGUACUGCCUCUACAGGUACUCUCAGGAGCAAUUGCAAAAGCAGGAACAGAAACUGGAACUGGAAAUUUCGAAGCGGGUAGAAGAAAAAUUGAAGCUCGACAAUCCUAUUCAAAAGAUUGAUGGUGAGGCUUGGAAACUUUUUAAGGAGUAG
Messenger RNA from Zygosaccharomyces rouxii, 708 nucleotides. RefSeq lists its product as uncharacterized. The transcript has a single exon. The coding region runs from base 1 to 708 and encodes 235 amino acids. Gene Ontology annotation, cellular component: TRC complex. Gene Ontology annotation, biological process: post-translational protein targeting to endoplasmic reticulum membrane. The record is from RefSeq and is a predicted model, not a curated record. Lineage: Eukaryota; Fungi; Ascomycota; Saccharomycetes; Saccharomycetales; Saccharomycetaceae.